Mandrillus leucophaeus (drill) is the source of this 1347-nucleotide messenger RNA. RefSeq names its product O-acyl-ADP-ribose deacylase 1 (gene OARD1). NCBI's taxonomy places the organism in Eukaryota, Metazoa, Chordata, Mammalia, Primates, Cercopithecidae. The record is from RefSeq and is a predicted model, not a curated record. The transcript is spliced from 6 exons. Gene Ontology annotation, biological process: peptidyl-glutamate ADP-deribosylation. Bases 347 to 805 code for a protein of 152 amino acids.
GAGUGUGGGCUCGGCUAGCAAGCUUGAGGGGCUCGUUUCCGCCCCGCUACCGGGCGGGGGCGGCCAUCUUAGACGCGUGCAAUUAAGGGCUUUGGUGGGAUUGGCUCAGCGUUUGGGCUGGUCCGCUGCUCCCCACCUACCAGGGUCGGAUCCGGAGCCCUUCCCCGCGGGGCGGGGACCUCCAAACAACCGACUCCUUUCCAGGUGAAGGGUGACUUGGGUACGUUGGGGCUUUGAGCGAGCCUCCCCCCAUCCUCCCAUAGGACCCCAGGACAGACCCUGCGUCCUCGCUGACCCGCCCUAGGCUGAAGAAACACUUAAAUUCUGGAAAUAGCGACUCAGUAUCAUGGCCAGCAGCCUUAAUGAAGAUCCAGAAGGAAGCAGAAUCACUUAUGUGAAAGGAGACCUUUUUGCAUGCCCUAAAACAGACUCUUUAGCCCACUGUAUCAGUGAGGAUUGUCGCAUGGGCGCUGGGAUAGCUGUCCUCUUCAAGAAGAAAUUUGGAGGGGUGCAAGAACUUUUAAAUCAACAAAAGAAAUCUGGAGAAGUGGCUGUUCUGAAGAGAGAUGGGCGAUAUAUAUAUUACUUGAUUACAAAGAAAAGGGCUUCGCACAAGCCAACUUAUGAAAACUUACAGAAGAGUUUAGAGGCAAUGAAGUCUCAUUGUCUGAAGAAUGGAGUCACCGACCUCUCCAUGCCCAGGAUUGGAUGUGGUCUUGAUCGUCUGCAAUGGGAAAAUGUAUCUGCGAUGAUCGAGGAAGUAUUUGAGGCAACAGACAUCAAAAUUACUGUGUACACACUCUGAACCAGUGAACGUUUUGGAUGUUUCCGUGUUCUCCUGUGUCAUCUCUACUGGGCCAUAGGACUGGGCAAACCUACCGUAAAAUAGGCAGAGGAAAGUUUCAUGAGAAGUAGUGUGUUUAACAAGACAGACUUUGGUUGCUGUAUUCAAGUAUUUGGACUAUGACUGUGGAGGAGGGGUUGCUUAGGAUAUGUUGCUGUGUUUUUUUUGAAGAAAAGUAAGGAGUAGGUGGCUUGAUAAUAGGCAGGGAAACCAGAUUGUUGGGACUAUGACCUUCUUCUCCAGUAUGCUUCCUGAUUUGUUUGGCUGGCCGCUAGGUGGCAGCAUUGGUUCUACUUCUCUGCUUUUUAAGAGAAAUUUCAGGAAGGAUGAUCAGUUAGUUUGGCAUUUUUUGUCGUUUGUGCACCUAACUUGGUGUUAUCCUUAUGUCAUUAGAUUCCUCCUAGGGGAGAGUUUUUGUUUUAAUUACAAAGUUAAAUUCUACAUUGUUAAGAAAUUUGUGGUGAUAAAAAUGGAAAAAUAAAUAUUUGGGGGGGUUUAGUGAG